AGAGUUCUUCACUCUCAAACAGUUGCAGCUAUCCUGGUUAAACAGUAACUGGGCAGUGGCUGUUGGUAUCUCCGCUGUCCUCCACUUGGCUGGAGAACUGUACAUCUCUUUCUGACUCUCUCUCUCUCUCUGCCUCUUUCUCUUUCUUGCUUUCCCAGUCUCCUGCUGCUCCUCUCUCUUAUACACUCUCCACUCUGACCAUGAUGCUGAUAUCUCCUGCUAAGCUCUUCCUGCUAGUGAUAAUGCUUCACGCCAGUGCAGUCACAGACUCGAUAUCAAUGCAGAAUUCGAAUGCAGUGAAAUGCGGUGUUCCUUCAGAGUGGGGAGGGGUCCGGAGCCGGUUCAGGUUGCGGAAGCGGAUUGUCGGAGGCAAGGAGUUCCAGCCUGGAGAGCACCCUUGGCAGGUGUCUUUGAAACGGCGUAAGCGCCAUCUUUGUGGAGGGACGAUCAUCGGAGCAAAGUGGGUGAUAACGGCUGCUCACUGCUUACGGGACAGGAAGAUCCUGUCAGUGUUGACGGUGACAGCAGGGGAGCAUCAUCUGAACAACAUGGAUAGUAAUGAGCAAACGCGGACUAUCAAGCGGAUCAUUGCCCAUCCCAAGUUCAAGGCUAUCUACCCCGUGGAGUUUGAUGUCGCUCUUCUGGAGCUCAAUGGCAACUUCACCUUUGAUUCCCAUGUUUAUCCGGCCUGCCUUCCUGGAGUGAAUGAUACUUUUGAGACGGGAAUCAUCUGCACUGCCACUGGCUGGGGGCGUCUGUCUGAGAAUGGGAAGUUAUCGAACACUCCGCAGGAAGUUGAGCUACCCAUCGUGGACCUCCAGAGCUGCUUAAACUUGAUUAAGCUGUUAAUAAAACAGUUCAAGGGUGAGACGCUUCUCUGCGCGGGGUUCCCCGCUGGGGGAAGGGAUGCCUGUCAGGGCGAUUCAGGAGGCCCCCUGGUGUGCCGGAGUGACAGAGGUGCUUGGACCCUGGCCGGAAUCUCCUCAUGGGGCAUGGGCUGUGGUCGUGGCUGGGAGGAUAACGGGAGGAAAUCAUUCAAAAAAAGAGGGACCCCUAGCAUCUUCACCAACGUGAAGUCCGUGAUACUGUGGAUUCACCAGGCCAUGAACAGCGAAUUAAUACGGCACAGCAGAUCAAUCUUACCAGGGGCAGAUCUGGAGAGUCCAGAGGACGUGCGGCCUUCUGCAAACUUGCUCCAGGUGGUUAACUUUUCCACUGGAUGUACGGAUGUAAUUUUGAUGGGAUCUCAGGGGGAGAUCCAAUCAUCUGGUUACAUUACCCAACCAAGUUGCUUGUGGAGAAUUGUCGCACCGAAGAACAGAGUUAUUAAGCUUGAAGUUAAAGCUUUUAACAGCAUUCUGGAUGGUGAAGACUGCAGGAUUUCUCUCUCCGUCUUUGAUGGUGCAACUCUUGCCCAAAACUUGAAGGCAACACUGUGUGGUGGGCGACUUCCUCACCCCAUUUGGUCCAGUGGCUCAGCAUUAACCAUGGAAUUCACCGUCAGAUCCAACAGUACUUCGGGUGGAAUCUGGCUGGUUUACACCACCCAACAGCCAAAGAACAGUCAGCAAUCUCUCGUGUGAGGGAUGUGCUGCCAGAGAGAACGUAGGGCCUGCAAUUCACUUCUGAGACAGGCCAUUCAGCCCCUCUCUUCCAGCCUACAUACAGGGCUCUUCCACUUCCAUCCAGCUCCCUCACCAACAUCUUUCUUCCUCCUGUGUUUAUCCAGCUUCCUAUCACUCCCACCUUUUCCAUUCUCCUCGAGCUCUUCCCCUGCCCUCCCACCAUGUUUGGUGUCUCUUUUGUGAAACUGAACCACUCCAGUUCACUUUGUCUCAGGAUAGAUUCUGCAGAAUGAAAUUACUCUCCAAGACCAUCCAAACGAACCUUCCAAACCCACCCAGCGUAGGAAAUUGACAUUUGAAACUGUAUUUUUAGACAUGGAAGCAGAAUUAGGCCAUUUGGCCCAUCAAGUUGACUCCGCCAUUCUAUCAUGGCUGAUUUAUUUUCCCCUUCAACCUCAUUCUCUGCUUUCUCCCAGUAACCAAUGACACUCUGACUAAUCAAGAACCUAUAAUCCAGCUUACAUAUAUCCAAUGAAUUAGUCUCCAUGGCCUUCCGUGGCAACGAAUUCCACAGAUUCACUACGCUAAAGCUGUGCAGAGCACUCAAACCUGAAUCAAAUUGAGUUCUAAGCACAGUAACGAUUUUAUAGUUUAAAUCUGCUUAUCCGUAAGUCAGGGUAAGUCUAUUAUCUCUGCCUGCUGCUGCCCCACUGAACAAAUGUCCUCAUAUCUUGAUUCCAUUCUACUCCCCUUGGUUCAGAUCCUUCCCACCUACAUCCACAAUACUUCAAAGGCUCUCAAUCUCCUUAGUAACUUUCAAUUCCCUGGCCCUGACUGCUUAAUUUUCACCAUAGUUAUUCAGUCCCUAUACACUUCUAUUCGCCAUCAAGAAUGUCUCAAAACUCUCCGCUUCUUUCUUGACAAAGGAACCAACCAUUUCCCCUCUACUACCACCCUCCUCUGUCUGGCAGAACUGGUUCCCCACCUCAACAACUUUUCCUUUGGCUCCUCCCACUUCCUUCAGACUUGAGGGGCGGCCACGGGCACCUGCACAGCUAUCUACGCCUGGCCCUUCGUGACUACGUAGAACAGUCCAUUUUCCAAGCCUUCCCAGUAAUACUCCUCAACUCUUCCUGUGCUACAUUGGCAACUGCAUUGGUGGUGCUUCAUGCACCUAUGCUCUGCUCAUCAAUUUCAUCAACUUUUCCUCAAUAUUCCACCUGCCAAUUUCAUAGUUUAUUUCUGACACCUCCCUCCCCUUUCUUGAUCUCUGUCUUCAUCCUUACAGACAAACUGUCAAUUGACAUCUUUUACAAACCUACUGAUUUCCAUGGUUAUCUUGGUUAUACCUCUUCCCACCCUAUCUCCUAUAAAAAUGUUAUUCCCUUUUCUCAGUUUCUUCAUCUCUGCUGUAUCUGUUCCCAGGAUGAGGCUUUCCUUAGCAGAUCCACCUUCUUCAAAGAAUGGGUUUUCCCUUCAUCCACUAUUGAUGCUGCGCUCAUCCGCAUCUCCUCCAUUUCCAGAACAUCAACACUCGCACCAUCUUCCUGCUGUCUUAACAAUGAUAGUGUGUCUCUUGUCCUUGUCUACCACCCCAUGAGCCUCUGCAUCCAACACUUCAUCCUCUGCAACAUCUGUCAUCUCAAAGGGAUGCUACCACUAAAUAUACCCUUACUUCCCUCCCCUCCGCUUUCUGUAGGGAUUGCCCCCUGUGUGAUUCCCUUGACCAUUCAUCUCUCCCCACUAAUCCCCUUCCUGGCACUUAACCUUGCAAGCAGCCUAAGUGUUAUACCAGCCCAUUCACCUCCUCUCUCACCUCCAUUCAGGGCCCUCAACAAUCCUUCCAGGUGAGGCAACACCAACUGCAAAUCUGCUGGGAUCAUCUAUUGCGUCCGGUGCUCCCGAGGUGGCCUCCUCUACAUUGAUAAGCCCCAUCGAGCACCCCCUCUCCAUUUGGCAAAAGCAGAACUUCCCAAUGGACAAAUAUUUUAACUCUGAUUCCUAUUCUCAUUCCAACAUUUUGGUCCUUGGCUUCCUCUUGUGUCAAGAUGAGGCCACCCUGAGGGUGGAGGAGCAACAUCUUAUAUUCUUUCUGGGUAGCCUCCAAGCUGAUGGUAUGAAUAUUGAUUUCUUCUCCCAGUUAAAAAAAAUUCCCUUCCACUUCCGUCUUCUUCUAUUCCCCACUCUAGCCUCUUACCUCUGCUCACCUGCCUAACACCUUCCCCUGGUGCCCCUCCUCCUUCCUUUUCUCCUAUGGUCCACUCUCCUCUCCUAUCAGAUUCCUUUCUCUGCAGCCCUUUUACCUUUCCCACCCACAUGACCAGACCAUUCACCUUCCUUUAUCACCCCCCUUCCUUCCCAGUCCUGAAGAAGGGUCUCAGCCUGAAAUGCUGGGCUUUUACAAAUUUCCACAGAUGUUACCUGACCUGCUGAGUUCCUCCAGCAUUUUGUAUGUGUUGCUCUGGAUUUCCAGCAUCUGCAAAAUCUCUUGUGUUUAUCCAUAAGUUGUUAGAGUUUAAUAUGAUAGAAAUUAAAAUGCUUCUUGAAUAAUU
Hypanus sabinus (Atlantic stingray) is the source of this 4117-nucleotide messenger RNA. RefSeq names its product ovochymase-2-like. The transcript is spliced from 11 exons. Gene Ontology annotation, molecular function: serine-type endopeptidase activity. Lineage: Eukaryota; Metazoa; Chordata; Chondrichthyes; Myliobatiformes; Dasyatidae. The coding region runs from base 201 to 1583 and encodes 460 amino acids. The record is from RefSeq and is a predicted model, not a curated record. Gene Ontology annotation, biological process: proteolysis.